GUCAUGCUCAGCCAUAAAAAGUGGGAGAAGAAGAAGGAAGAGUGGGGAUAUUUGGAGUGAUGGCAUUUCUCUUCCCAAGUAACACAUGGUGGAGCUCUGCUGUUCUGGAGGUGUUGUAAAAGCUAUUUCUACAAAUGCUUUAAUGGAACAGUUGCGUUUAAAAUACCAACAAAGGCCAUGGACUGAAACUCUGAGACUUGUUUAUUUUUGCAUGGAUAACGCACUGCGAAAGCCCAUCAGUAAAGCUCCAGAUGGUCUGUUGCUUUCAUGCAUGGAGAAGAUACAGAAGACACUAAAUGCUCAAUCCAUGUUUUCUGUGAUGAACGUGUUGGAACGUUUAUCCAGACAAAAAGGACUUACUGUUCAUGUUAGCCCCAGUGGGACAACCUGCUACAUAACAUCAAUGAUGUUUUAUGUAGAAAUUCAGCUGGAGGAGGAUGGAGAUGUGAUGGAUGUAAAGUUGGCUCACUUUGAAGAAGCUCCUGUGGUUUGUGAUGAUUUGGUCCAGCUUCUAAGGAUGAAGAACUAUGAUGCCUUUGGCAAAAUUCUAGAAGACCUGUCAAAUAUGUAUCAAAUUCCAGGAAACAGCGAAAUGAAAGCUAAGGGAUAUCUUGCUUUGCAGGCCCUUGAAAAAGACCUUUAUUCAAUGUCACUUCUUGACAGAACACAGGAUCUAAACAGAGUUACUGAAGUACUUCAUGGAAAAGUAGGACACCUGGUGCCAAGAACUGGAGGAACCCCAAUGAACAUUGAAUUUUACAUUUCUCCCUAUCAAGUUUUGGAAGCAGAACUAAAUAAUGGUUCCCAGGUAUGUGGAACAAAAACAGUUGUAACUGUUGAAGGCACAGAUACACUGCACAAACUGCCUCUUUCUCCAUUAAUUAUAGAUCCUCAAGCUGGAGAGGACAGCAACCCUGCUUUUUUGCAACUGACUGAUGAACUCAGCAUGGAUUUGCCAGCUCAUUUUGUUCUGAAGUUUCAUCAGCCUGUUCCAAUGUCUUCAUCCAGUAUUGAAAAGAUACAGAAGCUCACAGGAAUUCAGAUUUCUGGCUUGAAGCUAGCUCCACUGUAUGAGCUAAUUGUUCAGUCUACUCUUAAAGAAAAAUGCAGUGAAGACUUGUCUACAAAUAAAUCUUGUUUCUUUGUGUCUCUUCCAGAUCAUCCAAAGCACUGUUACUUCAUAAACAAGGGCUCAGAAAAAUCAGUUUUAGCAGGAGCCUUGGUCAGUAAAAUCCCAUUUAGCCAUCCAAAGUGUGUGCCUGGUGUAAUAGAGAUUCUUCGACAUCAAGUGGCAUAUAACACUCUUAUUAGCAGCUGUGUCUCUGAGAAGCAUAUAAAUGAAGAUGAUUCAGAACUGCUUUACUUUGAAGUGGUACCACACAAGAACACCAGCUUUUCUGUCUUUUUCCUUCAUCCUGUGAAAGAGAAUUUAGCCUGUGUGGUAAUUGAUGUUAUAAGCUCUAGAGAAGUCCAAUGUCACCUUCAUUUAAAUCCUCAAGAUCCAACUCUAAAUUCUACUGAUGACUUUGUAGCAAGAGCUGUGAAACGUUGCAUGUCAGUCCCAGUUGUCAUGAGAGCUGUUUUCAGGAAUGCUGCCAAGGUGAAAGCUGACAGUGAAACACAAGAUACGGACACAGAACAACCUGGACCACAACUGGAGCAAACUACAGAUUCUGACAGUCUCAAAGAAAGCCUUUCUGGUGCUGGUCAGCAAGACUGGGCAGUGAAAGAUAAGCCAAAUGAUACAGAGACUACAGAAGAAAAUCUCUCUACAGCCAAACUGGAAAUUCUGGGUGAUAACAUAGAAAAAAAGUAACCCCUCGCUAUACACUGAAACCUUGUGGAGGAAAGUAAUUCCAUAGCUAGUACAGAAGCUGAUGUAACAGACAAAAACCUGAUGGUUUUAUAAGCAAAAAUGAAGCCUACUUAGUAAUUUGCGAAUGGUAUCUCCUCUUUGCAGACUUUUAAAUAUGGGAAAGUAAUUCCCUCGAAUCUGCAUUUUAAAACAUCCAAAUCUGUAAAGUCUAAAACUGUUCUAUUAACCUUUAUUUUGUCUUGUUACUGAAAAACUAAAAAAUCGUAGUGGUAAACAAGAUUCCCUCUAACACUGUCUUUUUUAUUGUUAGAGGGUAAGGUAUUACUUUAUUCUUGGUCAAGAGAUGUGUUCCUGACAAAGUUCCAGCCUCAAUGCUGAUCCCAAUACAAAACUUUUUUGCUUAUUUAUGCAUUUUUUGCAAACAAAUACAUUAAUGUUCAUUGGUUUAAUUUACCUAAUUCUCUUCAUUAAUUAGUAUUCUACUCCCUAUUAGUUAUUUAUUUCUUUCUCUUCAUGCUAAUCUGGUCCACAUCCUUUAAUUCCUUCUUUUAUCUUUUUCUCCAACUUUCCAGGCCUUAAUCUCCUCCAUAUCUUCUGGUUACUCUAAUGUCCUUGAAGGGCCAUAAAUUUAAGAUCCCAGAUGCCCAAUCUUCAAAUUCCUUUGCUUUGUUCAUUGAAGACAGUCAGGCUUAGUUUUAACAAACUCAAGGUUUCAGUGAUUUAAUGAUCAAAGUAGGUCUGUGAAGAAACUUAAUUGGUGUUGGCUAAAAGUGGACACUGCUUACAAUUAGUUAAAACAACUAAUUAAAAAUUAGUUAGGAAAAUUAUAUAUAUAUUCCAACACUGUCUGCACCAUUUUCUACCAAAUAUGGAAAAAAUCUGUGUUUUACAUGAUACAGUCUAUAACACAAUGCAGGCAUUUGAAGAAAAGUAAUGUUUAUCACUGUCAAUAUUAUGCUAAAUAAAUUGAAAAAAGUUACUUGAAUGAUUUUUGUAUAUACACAAUUAAUGCAGACAUCCCUCUUUGUCCACUAUUUCAUAAAUGCAUUCAAUCUAAGACUCUGAACUGCAGUUCUGCUUACCCCUGAAGGAGAAGUGGUACAGAAAGCAAACCAAAAUUAUAGUCUGUCAACUCUGACAGGGUAAUGGAGUCUUUAGUAAGA
Zonotrichia leucophrys gambelii is the source of this 2979-nucleotide messenger RNA. Its product is annotated as mediator of RNA polymerase II transcription subunit 1-like. Gene Ontology annotation, biological process: cellular response to thyroid hormone stimulus; regulation of transcription by RNA polymerase II. Gene Ontology annotation, molecular function: nuclear vitamin D receptor binding; transcription coregulator activity; nuclear thyroid hormone receptor binding. The record is from RefSeq and is a predicted model, not a curated record. Bases 86 to 1816 code for a protein of 576 amino acids. Gene Ontology annotation, cellular component: mediator complex. The transcript is spliced from 17 exons. Lineage: Eukaryota; Metazoa; Chordata; Aves; Passeriformes; Passerellidae.